ACGGUCUAUCGACGUCCUGCGCGGGAGCGGAAAACGUGCAUCCGACUGUGGGGGGGAAAAGCAGCGCUGUCUUUUCCUGGUAAAACAAAUUGUGCCGCAGCAACACUGAACUACUAAUAAUACUCGGCUUUCUAACAGACGUCUGCACAAACUAAAGCAUGGCUCGAGACUGGAAACCUGGUGAUCUGAUCUUUGCCAAAAUGAAGGGUUAUCCACACUGGCCUGCAAGAAUUGAUGAAGUCCCAGACGGUGCUGUGAAGCCAUCCAAUAUCAAGUUCCCCAUCUUCUUCUUUGGCACCCAUGAAACCGCAUUUCUUGGCCCAAAAGAUAUCUUUCCGUACCAGCUCAACAAAGAGAAGUACGCCAAGCCCAACAAGAGGAAAGGCUUCAAUGAAGGAUUGUGGGAGAUUGAGAACAACCCAAAAGUUGAGCUUACUGCACCUAAGCCGGUUCCCCCUGAAUCUUUCACUGAAAAGGAUUCGGACAGCAGCCCAGAAGGAGAAGAGGAAGCAGACGACAAGGGGAUAAAAUCCAAAGUUCCAGGAAGUGAGGCUGAGCAGGAGAAUGAGAAUGAGGAGGAGGAGGAGGAAGGGUCUCUGAUCUCUGAGCAGGUUCCUCAGAACCAGGAUGGCUCAGCACAGAAAGAAUCCACAGAUGUUCCAAAACCCAAGAGAGGAAGAAAGAAAAAGAGCGAUGCUGAGCAGGAGACUGAAAAAGACGAUGCUCCAGCAAGUCCUGUUAGUCCCACAGGUGGAGAGGGUCCUAAACGGAGAGGCAGGAAGCCCAAAAGCGAGAAAUUACUUUUGCUCCAUCAGCAGGAGCAGCCAGGCUCAGGAAGUGAAAUGGACACUGCUGAGUCAGAGAGAAAGAGAAAGAGGGCACCAGAGGACAAGUCCAAGAGUGGAGAGGAGGAAAAGAGAAAGAAGGAGGAGAGCAAAGGAAAGGAUGCAGAGGGGAAGGAGCCUGAAGCCAAGAAGAAGAAGCAGUCUAAGGAGGACAGCUCCUCAGGCUCUGAUGAUGAAGAGAAAAACAAAGGCAGAAAGAAACACCAAAACUCGGACAUGGACAAAGAUGUCCGGCGGCGGAAAGCAGAUGAAUUGAGAGAGCCAAACAAAGAUGAUGGGAAGAAAAAUGAAGAGAAGGCAGGAGUCAAGAAAAAGGAAAUAUCAACUGACUUAAAACUCCAGAGACUGCACAGUGAAAUCAAGAUUUCACUGAAAAUUGACAACGCUGAUGUGAAGAAGUGCUUGGAUGCAUUAGAUGAGAUUGGCACACUUCAAGUCACAACCCAGCACCUGCAGAAACACAGUGAACUUAUUGCCACACUCAAAAAGAUUCGCAGAUUCAAGGCCAGCCAGGACAUCAUGGACAAGGCCACCAUGUUGUAUAACAAGUUCAAGAGUAUGUUUCUGGUUGGAGAAGGUGACAGUGUGCUAAGCCAGGUGCUCAACAAGUCUUUAGCUGAACAGCGGCAACACGAAGAAGCCAAGAAAGGAGCACUGAAGAGAGUGGAACAAGCCAAGGAAAACAACUCAGACAAGAUGACAAAUGGUGAUAUCAGCCCCGAUGAGAAGAAGCAUGAGACGGAGAGAGAGAAGCUUCUUGAGGACACCUCAGUGGAAGAAAAUCACAGUGCCCCAAACGCUCAGGAAGAGUCCACUUGAGUGUUGUACAUGCGUGAAGAAAAGAGAAGAUAUUUGCUGCUGUACUCAUCCAACCUUUCGUCUUAACUGGGCUGACCAACUGGGAUCUCCUGUCCAGUUCCUUUUGAUGACUGAUAAUGAUCACUGUUUUCUGGUUUACUGACUCUCUGUCAGUGUUGCUGCUCAAAGGUUUCAGUACAUCAAACCCCUCGAAGAUAAACUGACUGAAUAUGUUUUUUUUUUUUUACUUUGUGUAAUCUUUACCUCUCAGACAGCUUGUGUGUCAUCUGUUGAAUCCGAAAAAUGACAGUGUAAAUAGUAAGAACUUGUAGAUCUGCAGCACUGUAAACUUAAGAUACUACUAUUUGGUUCUAUUUUUCAAUUUUAGUAGAUGGUUUUGAUUGUACUCUUUAUCAUUUCAUAUGCAUUCAGACUGUUUUUUCAAAAUCAGUUUGAUCUUAACUUCACUUAAAGAUUGUUUUGAGUAAAGAGGUUUAGUCAUAGCUUUUUUGCAUUACCAUCUCUAAUAUUAUUGGCUACAUUAACAUUUGGAUGCACAAACAGAAAAUUCAGUUUGCCAAAGUUUUUUUUUUGUGAACUCAACAUAUUCAAGUGUCUGAUUUUUAAUGUUUGUUGUUUUUAACAUAGAUGUAAAUAAGAGUAUUUUUUUGUGCCUGUCUGAUGACCUGUUUCAGCAUCCAAAAAUAAAGUAGUACAUACAGAACA
Molecule: messenger RNA, 2369 nt
Organism: Morone saxatilis (striped sea-bass)
Lineage: Eukaryota; Metazoa; Chordata; Actinopteri; Moronidae
Gene: psip1a
Product: PC4 and SFRS1 interacting protein 1a
Exons: 17
Coding region: 159-1664 (501 amino acids)
Biological process (GO): regulation of transcription by RNA polymerase II
Cellular component (GO): nucleus
Molecular function (GO): double-stranded DNA binding; transcription coregulator activity
Source: RefSeq, a predicted model, not a curated record